This is a messenger RNA of Achroia grisella, 1874 nucleotides long. RefSeq names its product juvenile hormone esterase-like (gene ae45). The record is from RefSeq and is a predicted model, not a curated record. Lineage: Eukaryota; Metazoa; Arthropoda; Insecta; Lepidoptera; Pyralidae. The coding region runs from base 85 to 1692 and encodes 535 amino acids. The transcript has 4 exons.
AUUAACGUUUAAUAUUUAAUUUCUAUUGCAUUGCAAAUAUCAUAAGCUAAACAUAGUACACGUGUGAGUGGAAUUAGUGAUAAAAUGGUUAAAGUUAAAGUGCAACAAGGAUGGUUGGAAGGUGAACAUCUAGAAUCUUCUACAGGUGAAGGCAAAUAUUACAGUUUUAAAGGUAUUCCGUACGCGACGCCGCCGCUCGGCAAGCUGAGGUUCAAGGCACCUCAGCCACCACUAUCAUGGGACGGUGUGAGACCAGCAAAAGAAUUCGGUCCAGUGUGCUGUCAACAAGAUAUAUUUACAAACCAAAUAAUCCCAGGAAGUGAGGACUGCCUUUAUCUCAAUGUAUACACUCCAGAGAUAAAGCCCUCCAAACCACUGGCUGUUAUGAUAUUCAUUCAUGGAGGUGGCUUCAAAAGUGGAUCAGGAAACGAGGAUCACUACGGUCCUGAUUUUCUCGUCAACCAUGACGUUGUUUUAGUGACCAUAAACUACAGGCUUGAAGUCUUAGGGUUUUUAUGUUUGGACACUGCGGAUGUACCUGGAAAUGCUGCCUUAAAGGAUCAAGCCUUGGCUAUGAAAUGGGUGAAAGAAAAUAUAUCGCAGUUUGGAGGUGACCCUGCUAACGUAACGAUCUUUGGUGAAAGUGCCGGUGGAGCAUCUACUGCUCUUCACAUUGUAUCACCACUGUCGCGGGGUUUAUUUCAAAGGGCAAUUCCAAUGAGUGGCGUACCAAAUUGCGACUGGGCCUUGGCUUUUGAACCGCGAAAACGAGCUUUCGCUCUCGGAAAGCAGUUGGGUUUAGAAACUAAUGAUCCCAAUGAACUUCUGGAAUUUCUUCAAAAGGUUCCAUCCGAGCAACUGAUAAAUACAAACCCAGCAAUAAUUAGCUUGGAGUUAACAAUAAACAACAUAAUCAAAAUGUAUCAUUUCACGCCGGUAAUCGAAAAAGAUUUUGGUCAAAAUCAUUUUCUGACAGAAGAUCCUGAAGAAAUUCUUAAAAAGGGUAAACAUAACAAAGUGGACGUAUUAAUUGGCUACACCGAUAAAGAGAUUUUAAUUGGCAUUCCAAGUUUGGAGAAGUUUUUGCUAAACGAAUACAAUAGAUGGGAAGAGUUGAUUGUUCCUAGAGAGAUCCUGCUGCAGUGUCCACCAACGAAAGUGUUUGAAAUAUCAAAACGAAUUCGUACUCAUUACUUUGGAGACAAAUCAAUUAAUGCAGAGGUUAUGAAGGAGAUGAUAGAAUACUUAUCCGACUGCACCUUUAUCUACGAUGUUUUCAGAUAUACCAACUAUUUGGUCAACUAUGGAAAGUUAAAAGUAUAUCUCUACAAAUUUUCUUGUGUCUCCGAGAGAAAUAUUUAUGGGAAUCUAGGUGCUCCUUAUGGUAUCGUAGGAGCGUCCCAUUUGGAUGAUCUCAUGUACCUGUUGGACGCAAAAUAUGCAAAUCUGAAAAUUGAUAGAGAGAGCAGAUCGUAUAAAAUGGUGAAACAGACAUGUACACUAUUUAGUAAUUUCGCCAAAUAUGGUAAUCCUACACCAGACUCUACACUCGGCGUGACAUGGAAGCCGUAUGACGUGAACACUAAAAGCUAUAUGGACAUCAACGAAGCACUGACGCCUGGGAAUAAUUUGGACGCAGAAGCGAUCGCCUUCUGGAAGGGUAUCUUCGACUUCGCUGGUGUUAAAUUUUAAAAUAUGUAUUAAAAAGCACGAAGAAACACUAAUCACUACACUAUUAAAAACGUUGAUUAAAAAAAUCUCACCAUUUCCUCAAUUAAUUAAACGUGUAUCUCAAUCAUUAUUAUCUUAUAUUACCUUUUUUCUAUUACUUGUGAUAUCAAAAAAAUACCACUUUUUUGUCCUCUCUCUCUCUC